Messenger RNA from Penicillium taxi, 696 nucleotides. RefSeq lists its product as uncharacterized. The transcript has a single exon. The coding region runs from base 1 to 696 and encodes 231 amino acids. The record is from RefSeq and is a predicted model, not a curated record. NCBI's taxonomy places the organism in Eukaryota, Fungi, Ascomycota, Eurotiomycetes, Eurotiales, Aspergillaceae.
AUGUCUGACCAGCAGCCUGAGGAAUCUAUUUACACUGAUGAGCAGAUGAAGCUUUUGGAGAAACAGAUGAGAACUUCCCCCACUCGUGAGCAGAACAUGCUUAUGCAGGAACAUAUGUUCAGGAGAAUGAUGUUAGAGCGUGAUCCUAAUUAUGUGCCCGCAAAGCGGCCGACAGAUCAGGAAUCUCUGGAAAAGGCGACGAAAGAGCCCCUUCGCGACAUCAUGCGGCGGUUGGAGCGUGCGCCGAAACGACCAAUGGGUUCAGAGAGCGACCUCUCUUAUAUUCAAGGUCAAUGUAUGCAGAAAAUCCGUCAGUUGCAGUAUGACAAGGGACAUGUGUACCACAAAUGCAACAGAUGGCAACAAUUAGAGCUGGACUCAGAAGGAAUGGGGUCCUUCUACUGUGACCUCCCCAUCAAAGCCGACAAUGACCUUGGCUUCCUCGGCCAAAAGCCUGAAUCUUUUCUUCUCUAUGAAUCAGCUUGUCGAGACGGUUCUCUUUCUACAGUCAAAUCUAUCAUCUCUGGUGGGACUUAUAGACCAGUCUUUCUGCACCAUGGCCUCACUAUCGACCUUAGGAGCGGAGACAUAGAGCUCGCCGACUAUUUUCUAUCUAUUGGUGCUCUAGCUCGCAAGACCGCAUUGAAAAUAUCUUUUUGGCGCCAUCAGUCCAGCACGUUCCCCUAUUUAAACUGA